AGUUGAUUGGUCGCUAGGAUAUUAGGCGAUUACUCAACUAAACUUUUCGUACCCAGGAUUUACUAACUUAUCAUUCGUUCAUUACAUUAUUUUCAUUUCAUGUUCGUACAAUUACUUGUUGUAGUCAAUCCACUUGUUUUGUCUUCCAAGCAUAAACAAAAAGACCUAGAGGUAGUCGUGAGUUAUGAUUUUAAAAUAACUGCCCACUGCAAUACAGCAUCCUCUGUUGGUUUCCGAGUAUUACGGUCUCUUCGCAUAGCUUUAAAAUGUAUCGCUAAAGAUGCGUUUCAGAUUUUAUAUCUUGUCUAUAUGAGACUCAUAUAGAAUACUGGAUCAAAAUGGAUACUUAAGCAGCUAGCUCAUGUCUAAUGAAGGGUGCCGAGACACGUGAGCGUGUUCAACGUAUGAAAACUAAGUUGUUGACAAGUCUUUGUAAAGCGCUGCAGCGAGCUAUUAAAGAGAUUGAACCUUUCCCCCUAAUCUAAUUAUGGAGUUCGAGGUAACCUUGUAUUGACAUUUAAUGUCAAUACAGUUUUGUAUCCCAAAUUAUGAUUUAGGUUUAAACGCAUGCUGUAUUUUCUGUCUUUCAGGGAAUAAUCAUCUGUGAGGCCACAGCAAGAAGCGUUCGGGAGCUGCAGUAGAACAAACUCAGUUUCGGGUUCCUUGUUUCUAAUCUUGUGGCCGACGAUUAGAACUCCCUACCCAAGCAAAUUGUAUCAGCUCCAUUGUCGAACAUUUUAAAGGAAAAACUGCAUCGCUAGAAGACACCUCAAAAACUAGCACGGGCUAAUAAGUCUAUUCUUACUACCGAAGACUUUUGUGUAGCAGUUGCCAGAAUUUUACUGUGAUGAGCAAUGAAGGAGUAUCUUUUUCAAAACUAAAUAGCUCCAAUCUGUUAUUAACUACUUGUCAACCAAAGGAUUUGGAUGAUGAUAUGAGUGACAAUAGACUAUUAAAGCUGAAGAUAUUAGAAAUUUCAUCAGAAUUACAGAGGAAUAUGAUUUAUUUCAAUCGACGUUUAGGAAUGUUUGGCGUUUUAUGGUGCAGAAGGAAUAUGCGUAUCCCACUUUUCAGUCUUUUAACGCUCUGGUAUAAAUGGAAUCGACUGGUACUUUCAAAGAUCUAACGAAAUUUUUUGCUUGAACUUUGGGAUAUUGAUGUUUAGGACCAGUGAACAAGUAUUUAAACGCUGUGCAUGUAGUGGUCAAGUUUUUAAGUAAAUUAUCGGACUUGUCUUCAGUAGUCAGUUGAGAAAGUCAUACUUUAGAUAUCCGUAAAAUCUUUAGCUGAAUCAUGGAUCAUCCACUCUCACUGUAAAGAAGCUCAAAAGUUAUCUAUUUAGGAUUUUCAUCUGUAAUCUGCAAACUACAACAUCUGUAAGUUUUACGUUUGUAUUCAGCAAUGUGUUCGUCUGAACUAGUGCUAGGAAAUAAAGUAGUUGAACUCAUCAACCGCUCCAUUUAUCUUGAGAUUCUCAUCAGUACUGAUGGUCUGGUGUCUCACAAAAUCCAGGCAAAAUUCAGAAGACUCGAUCGGCUUUCGAUAACUCGUGUCACUUUUACCGUAGGUGAGAUAUCCGUCUGCCAACCAAACGGCGAGUUUACCAUGCAGCAGCUCGCUCUGUACUUCUUCAUGGAUACGAAGAAUGAUCAUUAAGAGUAGAAGAUAUUAGUGGGUUACUGGUAUUCGAUCAUAGGUGUCCACGAAGCAUAGCCCGUGUAUUUUGGGACCAGAGUAAGUAAUGCCUGGAUUAGGAAUAGGGUAAUAGGUAAGGAUGUCAAAUCGAUGGACGAGAUAAUAAAUCUUGAUCAAUUGAGGUGGUUGCGACAUUUGUCACAUAUGCCAAACCACUACCUACCUCGACGAGUGAUGUUUCCUGGUGCAGGAAUAGGCUGGAAAAAAACUAUAGGGGCCAAACCAAAACAUGGAAUCAGUCCAUGAAGUCACUGGUAAUUAAACUUAGCAAUGGUAAUAAAUAUAGGCUACCUGGUUUGGGUAUGCGUGACUAUUGUAACCAGUGGUUGCAGACUUUGAAUGUUAUGGUCCAAAAUCGUCUGCAAUGACGCAGGUGCAUCCAUUCGUUGUCUGUCCCUAAGUUCUGAACUUCUAGAUCCGUCAUAAACAUUUUCGUGUUUUUGUUCCACUAGUUUAUAUUUUCUUUUUAAAUCGCAUCGUUAAUGCCUAAUCUUUCUAAUUACCACUGAUACUGUUACUACCUCUACGAUUCUGGGAUUUGACCUGACGAUUUGAUCUUUCUGUGCUAAGGGGUACGGCAACUCCAAUCGAUGUACAUACGUACCAGGCUAUAUGUUGUGAUUGAUAAACUGACUUUACCAUAGUAAUAAGAUCUAAUAACUUCGAAUUCCUAACUGAAACAAUGAACUCGAAUUAUCAGUAUCACCAUUGAAGCAGUAAUUGAUCCAGUAGAUGUUUAUGACUAUUUCUGAGUGCCAGUACUUUCUUACAUACUUACACCUGUUACCCAUCGUUUAGGAGCAUAGGCAGCCCACCAGCAUUUUCCAUCGAACUCUGUCCUUUGAAAUUCUUCGCAGUUGUUUUCAGUUGCUAUUCGUCCUUUUGAUGUCUACUUCCAAUUCUCGGCACAAUGUGUUCUUUGGCUUUUAUCUAUUGCGUUAGAGCUUGCCUUGUAAUGAAGUUUGAUGAUUUCCUCAAUGUUUGUUUUAUCCACUUUCAUCGUCUUUUCUUAAUUUGGUUGGUUGGUUUGUUCUCACCCACAGUAGACUGUUGCCGAUGAUAUCUGAUUAACAGAUAUUGAGUAUCUUGCGUAGACAAUUGUAUAUAUGUACUUGCUUUUUUGUGAUUGUCGGGGUAGUUCUCCAAGAUUCAGCUACGUGCAUUAGAACUGUCUUGACGUUCUUAGUGAAGAUUCUCAGUUUGAUGUUCACUUGCAGACAGCCGUUUUGAUUUCCAUAUGUUCUUCAACUGUAGGAAAGCUGCUCUCACUUUGCCAGUCCUCGCCUUUACGUGUGCAUCAGAUCCUUGUUCAUCGGUGAUGCUGCCCAGGAAUGUGAACGUUUCCACCUCUUCCAGUGUUUCUCCGACAACUGUACCCGACCUUUGUUGCUACCUUGAUGUGGUGGUCGGGCUUGCCUAUCGUGAUGAAGCAACCGAGCUAUACUGGCUGGAACAACCGUUCCUCAAGGUCCUACCUUGUCAUACAGGUCGGUUGAUGAGCAGUAAGACUAAAAGCAACAAAACCAAGAUCCGAAGGCGAAGUCGUACUGCUGACUGUACAGAGGUGUGACAGCAGUAAGGCGUUUCCUUCAGACAACCAGCAUGACAGCGAUGCUGCCUUCCCACAAGGAGGGGUGGGGUUAGAAAAGGUCGACCCUAAAAAUGCACACCUCGCCUUAUCUCACGGAUAUCCGUCUCCGGCGGUAAGGUCUCAACAAGUACGGAGCUAACACAAAAAUUGCCCACAAAAAGGUCGUGUGUGACCGACCUCAAGCAGUUGUCCCUUGGGCACU
This is a messenger RNA of Schistosoma haematobium, 3488 nucleotides long. It is a transcript of the gene CEP85, whose product is annotated as centrosomal protein 85kDa. NCBI's taxonomy places the organism in Eukaryota, Metazoa, Platyhelminthes, Trematoda, Strigeidida, Schistosomatidae. Bases 2933 to 3265 code for a protein of 110 amino acids. Gene Ontology annotation, cellular component: centrosome. The transcript has 3 exons. The record is from RefSeq and is a predicted model, not a curated record.